Messenger RNA from Phragmites australis (common reed), 1248 nucleotides. Its product is annotated as tryptophan synthase alpha chain-like. Gene Ontology annotation, cellular component: cytosol; chloroplast. Gene Ontology annotation, biological process: L-tryptophan biosynthetic process. Gene Ontology annotation, molecular function: tryptophan synthase activity. The transcript is spliced from 8 exons. Bases 100 to 1071 code for a protein of 323 amino acids. The record is from RefSeq and is a predicted model, not a curated record. NCBI's taxonomy places the organism in Eukaryota, Viridiplantae, Streptophyta, Magnoliopsida, Poales, Poaceae.
UCACUCCCUAUCCCCUUCCCCCCUUCCGAGCACGGCGUCGAACACCCUGCGCGCGCGCAGCCGAGGCAGCUGACCCAGAGCAAACCACCCGCCGCCCCCAUGGCGUUCGCGCUCAAGGCCGCCGCAUCCACCGUAGCCGCGGGGUCGGCAUCGUUCUCCGCGGCGGGGCCGAGGCGGGCCGCGGCGGCGGGGAGGGUUUCCUUCCGGGGCGUCGCGCCCGUGGUCUCCGUCAGGGCGGCGGUGGCGACGGCAGGCGUGGCCGUGGCCGAGGACAAGCGAAGCAUCUCGGGCACCUUCGCCGAUCUCAAGGAGCAGGGAAAGACUGCGUUCGUCCCAUUCAUCACUGCUGGUGACCCUGACUUGGCCACCACUGCAAAAGCAUUGAAGAUCCUUGAUGCGUGUGGUUCAGAUGUGAUUGAAUUGGGCGUGCCUUACUCUGAUCCACUGGCUGAUGGGCCUGUUAUUCAGGCCGCUGCCACACGUGCGCUAGCAAAAGGCACCACAUUUGAGGAUGUUAUUUCUAUGGUAAAGGAGGUGAUACCUGAGCUGUCCUGCCCUGUAGCGCUUUUCACAUAUUAUAACCCGAUUUUGAAGCGCGGUAUCCCAAAGUUCAUGACUAUUGUAAAAGAAGCUGGUAUACACGGUCUUGUGGUACCUGAUGUCCCUCUGGAGGAGACAGAUAUUUUGAGGAGUGAAGCUGCCAAGAACAACCUAGAGCUGGUGCUACUGACAACACCAACUACACCAAAAGAAAGAAUGGAAAAAAUUACGAAGGCUUCAGAAGGAUUCAUUUAUCUCGUAAGCACUGUUGGAGUUACUGGCACACGUGUGAAUGUAAGCGCCAAGGUGCAAUCUCUUCUUCAGGAUAUCAAGCAGGUCACAGAAAAAGCUGUGGCAGUUGGAUUUGGUGUGUCGACUCCAGAGCAGGUGAAACAGAUCGCAGGAUGGGGUGCAGAUGGUGUGAUCAUCGGGAGUGCAAUGGUCAGGCAAUUGGGGGAAGCUGCUUCUCCUGAAGAAGGAUUGAAGAAGCUGGAGGAGUUAGCCAAGAGCCUGAAGGCUGCAUUGCCAUGAAACAAACAUUUUCACAUGGAGAAAACAUGAAGAUGAAUUUUUUGUAGUAUGCUUUAAGUGUAGCAUUGGAAACCUGACUUUUCCGUAUUUAGGUUUCAGGUGUUGCUGUUGUGUGGUGAAAUAAUUAUAACCUUUGUGUUGAAUGCUCAAAUGAAUAAAUCAAGGUUAGAAUAUAAA